Antechinus flavipes (yellow-footed antechinus) is the source of this 5044-nucleotide messenger RNA. It is a transcript of the gene UNC5C, whose product is annotated as unc-5 netrin receptor C. Lineage: Eukaryota; Metazoa; Chordata; Mammalia; Dasyuromorphia; Dasyuridae. The transcript has 16 exons. Gene Ontology annotation, cellular component: membrane. The record is from RefSeq and is a predicted model, not a curated record. Gene Ontology annotation, molecular function: protein binding; netrin receptor activity. Gene Ontology annotation, biological process: netrin-activated signaling pathway. The coding region runs from base 727 to 3522 and encodes 931 amino acids.
CGCACGCACACUCCCAGAGUUAAGAUGCUCUAUCUCCGUCUCCGUGGCAAGGUCCAGCAAAUUCCGGGAGACUUGAGCCCAAGACUGUGAAAUGACUAUUCAUGGGCACUUCGCAGCAAUCGCCAAGAUACCUUUCGUCUGCCACGCAGUUGGUCUAGGAAAACUGAGAUUGGAAGAAGGAAGCCCCUCACUCUUGUCUCCCUCCUUCCUCUUCUUCCUCCUCCUCCUCCUUCUCCUCCCCCUCUCCUGGAGCCUGUGUGCGCUCUGCACAGAGAAGGGGCCGCUAUAAGCAGUGCUGGCUCUGGGCGCGGUGUUGCCGCUCUGCUGUUGCUGCUACUGCUGCUGCUGUUGCUGCUGGAGCUGUUGCGGCGGGCAGGGGACUUCCUCGGGCUCCAGGGACUUCCCAAGUGGUGACUGCUGAACACGGACACAGAGACGCGCCUUGGUUCUGCCAGUCGGGAGUCGCGCCCUCAGAGUCCUCUUAGAACUACUGCUCAGCAGCUCCCCUCUUUGCAGCCCCGCCUCGCCCUGCUCUUCCAGAAAGUGGAGUGGAAUACUUGGGGGGGAGGCGGGGGAGGUUUGCCUACUGCUUUUUCAGCUGCUUUUUGCAAAGAAUUCCGCUGUUGCCGGGCGCUCUUCCAUCUGCUACCCGCCCUCCACUUUUUUUUUUUUUUUUAACCCCGUUUAUUUGGGUGUUACUGUAUCUUACUUGUACCUCCAGUCAAGAUGAGGAAAGGUCUGGAGGCGACAACGGCCCGCUGCGGAUUGGGACUGGGAUACUUGCUUCAGAUGUUGGUGUUACCUGCCCUAGCCAUCCUUAGUGCCAGCAGUCCGGGCUCCGCAGCCCAAGAUGAUGAUUUUUUCCAUGAGUUACCAGAAACUUUUCCAUCUGACCCUCCUGAGCCUCUGCCACAUUUCCUUAUUGAGCCUGAAGAAGCUUAUAUUGUGAAAAACAAGCCUGUGAACCUAUACUGUAAAGCCAGUCCUGCCACCCAGAUUUACUUCAAGUGCAAUAGUGAAUGGGUUCAUCAGAAGGACCAUAUUGUGGAUGAGAGAGUAGAUGAAACAUCUGGUCUCAUUGUCCGUGAAGUGAGCAUUGAGAUUUCCCGCCAACAAGUUGAAGAGCUCUUUGGGCCUGAAGAUUAUUGGUGCCAGUGUGUUGCCUGGAGUUCUGCGGGCACCACAAAGAGCCGGAAAGCCUAUGUACGCAUUGCAUAUCUUCGGAAGACUUUUGAACAAGAACCUUUAGGAAAGGAAGUGUCCUUGGAACAGGAAGUCCUGCUCCAGUGUCGCCCACCUGAAGGCAUACCCAUGGCUGAGGUGGAGUGGUUGAAAAAUGAAGAGGUAAUUGAUCCUGUUGAAGAUCGGAAUUUUUAUAUUACCAUUGACCACAACCUGAUUAUAAAACAGGCUCGUCUCUCAGAUACAGCAAAUUAUACAUGUGUUGCCAAAAACAUUGUCGCCAAGAGGAAAAGCACGACAGCAACUGUUAUAGUCUAUGUCAAUGGUGGCUGGUCUACUUGGACUGAAUGGUCUGUAUGUAACAGUCGAUGUGGAAGAGGUUAUCAGAAACGUACAAGAACCUGCACCAACCCAGCACCACUCAAUGGUGGUGCCUUUUGUGAAGGACAGAGUGUUCAGAAAAUAUCCUGUACAACAUUGUGUCCAGUGGAUGGCCGAUGGACAGCAUGGAGCAAAUGGUCAACCUGUGGAACAGAGUGUACACAUUGGCGCAGGAGAGAGUGCUCAGCACCAGCCCCCAAGAAUGGAGGCAAGGACUGCGAGGGGCUCGUUUUGCAAUCCAAGAACUGCACUGAUGGGCUCUGUAUGCAGACGGCUCCUGAUUCUGAUGAUGUUGCCCUCUACGUUGGUGUGGUGAUAGCAGUGAUCGUAUGCUUGGCCAUCUCUGUAAUCGUGGCUCUGUUCGUGUAUCGGAAGAACCAUAGGGACUUUGAGUCUGAUAUCAUUGAUUCUUCAGCCCUCAAUGGUGGAUUUCAGCCUGUGAACAUCAAGGCUGCAAGGCAAGAUCUCCUGGCGGUACCACCAGACCUUACAUCAGCUGCAGCCAUGUAUAGAGGCCCUGUCUAUGCUUUGCAUGAUGUCUCUGACAAAAUCCCAAUGACUAACUCACCAAUCCUCGAUCCUCUACCCAACCUAAAAAUCAAAGUGUACAAUACCUCAGGUGCUGUAACCCCACAGGAUGACUUAUCAGAUUUCACAGCCAAGCUGUCCCCACAAAUUACCCAGUCUCUGCUGGAAAGUGAGACUCUCAACUUGAAGAAUCAGAGCCUGGCUAGACAAACAGAUCCAUCCUGUACUGCUUUUGGGACUUUCAACUCUCUUGGGGGACAUCUCAUUGUCCCCAAUUCAGGAGUGAGUUUGCUGAUUCCUGCAGGGGCCAUUCCCCAAGGAAGAGUCUAUGAAAUGUAUGUGACUGUACACAGGAAAGAAAAUAUGAGGCCCCCAGUAGAAGACAAUCAGACACUUUUGACCCCAGUGGUGAGCUGUGGGCCUCCUGGAGCACUGCUGACUCGACCUGUCAUUCUUAGCAUGCAUCACUGUGCAGAGCCUGAAACAGAGGACUGGAAGAUCCAGCUGAAGACUCAGACCACACAGGGGCACUGGGAGGAUGUGGUAGUAGUUGGAGAGGAAAAUUUCACCACCCCUUGCUACAUUCAGCUGGACCUAGAAGCUUGCCACAUUCUCACAGAGACACUGAGCACAUAUGCUCUGGUUGGGCAAUCUACCACCAAAGCAGCAGCAAAGCGCCUAAAACUUGCCAUCUUUGGGCCAUUGUCUUGCUCAUCUUUGGAAUAUAGCAUCCGGGUCUACUGUCUAGAUGACACACAGGAUGCGCUUAAGGAAGUUCUGCAGUUGGAGAGACAGAUGGGAGGGCAACUCCUGGAAGAACCCAAGACCCUCCAUUUUAAAGGCAGCACCCAUAACCUGCGCUUAUCAAUUCAUGACAUAGCCCAUUCCCUCUGGAAGAGUAAACUGAUUGCUAAAUACCAGGAAAUUCCUUUUUACCAUAUCUGGAGUGGUUGUCAAAGAAAUCUCCAUUGUACCUUCACCUUGGAGAGAUUCAGCCUGACCACAGUGGAGUUAAUCUGCAAACUCUGCGUGCGGCAGGUAGAAGGAGAAGGCCAGAUCUUCCAGCUCUCCUGUACAGUGUCAGAGGAACCGACUGGCAUUGAUUUUCCCCUCCUGGACCCAGCAAGUACCAUCACCACCAUCACAGGACCCAAUGCUUUCAGUAUCCCUCUUCCUAUUAGACAGAAGCUCUGCAGCAGCCUUGAUGCCCCACAGACCAGAGGUCAUGAUUGGAGGAUGCUAGCCCACAAACUGAAACUGGAUAGAUACUUGAAUUAUUUUGCAACAAAAUCAAGUCCCACUGGAGUAAUCCUGGAUCUCUGGGAAGCUCAGAAUUUCCCAGAUGGGAACCUAAGCAUGCUGGCAGCGGUCUUGGAAGAAAUGGGAAGACAUGAAACAGUGGUGUCUUUGGCAGCAGAAGGGCAAUAUUAAACCAGUCUGGAACUGAAAAGGAAGAAGGAAAAUGCACAGGGAGUCUGAUGGCUGGCCUGCAGGCCAUGAUUUAGAAAGAAAAUACAAGCCAGAUCAGACUAAGGAACUUCACAGAGAGAUUUCAUUGAGAAAAACAACAACAACAACCACAAACAGCCAAUUUUCAUCCCCACUGUACUUGUACAAUUAUCACAGGAGUUAAGAGAAAAAUGUGUAAAGUUGUACCUUGAAUAUAGAAAUCAACCUAACUUUCCUCUUAAUUGGGUUGUGCACUGCAUGGUACAGGAUUUUACAGUUUCCUAGGAAACGCUUUUUAUUGCUAUCCAGAUAUAUUGGAUAAACUUUCUUAACAGAUCCAGUUUCUAUGAACAUUGUUUACACCAGAUUUGGACAGGGAUAAGGGCACUGUUCAUGGCUUUUCCUAUUUUUGUUUAGACCAUUUGAAGUGAAGCUGUGGACGUUUUGUUGUGUCUAUUUAAGUAUAGCAAUUUACAGAGAAACCACAGACUUUUGUUACAAAUCUUGUGCAUCAAUCAGGUGUCUAGGAUAAUCCUCCCAUUGUUGUUCUGUUUCCAAGGCUUUGUUGUAGAACCCAAGCCUAACCAUUUGUAUCUGGAAAGUGGAUAAUCUGAGUGGAAAGCAAGUAUGGUUAAGACUCCUUGUUCCUUGUGGGCUCUAUCAAAUCCCUUUUUGGAAUAAGGUGUAGACUCACAGGGAAGAUAGUGACUUCUUUCAAAUGACAAAAAAAGCCCCUCCUCACCAUGUAUGUGUUUUGUGAUAUGCAAUUUGGAGUGGUUUUAAAGUAUCAUUAUUAUAAUCAUUAUUAUUAAUUAUUAUUAUUAUUCUCUAUUAGCAUUUACCUUAGUACAAGGAUUUACGUUUAAUUAUUUCUGUUUUUGUCUACAGUGGCAAUAGGCAUUUGAGUGUUGAUUAGAUCUACCUGAACUUUCUCAAGCCUUCUCAGUCACUAUUAAGCCUUUUACCUCUCCCAAUCUCUCAAUCCCUGGAGCAUAGUAAUUAAUGUUUGCUUCUGGUUAUGUCUGAUCCUUUAGUCUGGUUAGAGACUGCUACCCACCAUGGUUGCUUAGCCCCUUAAGCAUUCUGGUUGGAGGCCAUUCCCAGCCUCUGGAAGAUGUUAGAAGGUAUUGUGCUGUGCUGUCUCCCCAAAGGUGGCUGAAAAGUUUGGUGGUUGUGCAGGUGAGAGGUGAGUUUUUUGUUCAUACUCUAAUGCUGAUGAGUUAUAUGAACCUGAACAAAUCACUCAACUUCCCUGAACCUCAGUUUCUGCAUCUGUAGGAUAUGAGUGAGUGACUGAAUUUGUUCCCUCAACUAAUUAAAUUAUCAUCUGUGAUUCAGUCAAUUAAUGGGUCUCACAGUCUAUCAGUCUUUUGCCUAUAAAUUACAUUCUCACCCUACAAGCACCCCAAUAUAAAAAAUUAUUCUAGUUUAAUAUAUUGCAUUUUAUUGGCUUUCCAGUCUUGAUUGAGUGUUAUUGGGAAACACAUUUUAACUACCAUAAGGA